CGGUGUGUCUUUUGGUUCCCCUCGUUCUGUCCUUUCGUUACACCGCACGUUGGUUAGCAAGAUGAGCGCCGCAAACGGUAAAAAGGGUCCGUCCUCCGGUGUCGUGGAGUGGGUCGGCUCAGCGUUUCGGUUCGCAACGGACAGAAACGACUUCAGAAGGAAUCUUCUGGUCAACUUGGGUUUGUUUGCAGCUGGUGUUUGGGUUGCAAGAAACCUCUCGGAUUUUGACCUGAUGGCUCCUCAGCCCAUAACAUAACCAUGUCAAAAUCCAUCACUGCGUAAACCAGGAUGAUGGUGUCUUGGACCAACAAAGAAGAAACAAGGGACACGAAUAAAUGACUUUUGUACGACUAGUUUUACUCUUAUAUCAUCUUGUUGACCCAAAUCAGCUUCUCCUUUCUGUAGAAUGUUUUUUUUGUCAUGUCACUGAACAGAAAUUAUUAUAUUAAACAAGUAUCUCCGUU
Messenger RNA from Centropristis striata (black sea bass), 464 nucleotides. It is a transcript of the gene tomm6, whose product is annotated as translocase of outer mitochondrial membrane 6 homolog (yeast). Gene Ontology annotation, cellular component: mitochondrial outer membrane translocase complex. The coding region runs from base 62 to 256 and encodes 64 amino acids. The record is from RefSeq and is a predicted model, not a curated record. NCBI's taxonomy places the organism in Eukaryota, Metazoa, Chordata, Actinopteri, Perciformes, Serranidae. The transcript has 3 exons.